Molecule: messenger RNA, 999 nt
Organism: Cyphellophora europaea CBS 101466
Lineage: Eukaryota; Fungi; Ascomycota; Eurotiomycetes; Chaetothyriales; Cyphellophoraceae
Exons: 2
Coding region: 1-999 (332 amino acids)
Molecular function (GO): pyridoxal phosphate binding; molybdenum ion binding; catalytic activity
Source: RefSeq, a predicted model, not a curated record
AUGGCGUUGAGUGUACAACGACUGUUUCUGUACCCUGUCAAGUCGUUGCGACCGGUCGAGGUCAAGGCGGUGGAACUCACCAACGAGGGUCUUCGCUUCGACCGAUCGUUUAUCUUGGUCUACACCCCAACCGAGACGGCAACACCAGACCCGACUACUGGGCCACCGUUUGCUCAAUUCUUGACCAUCAAGCGAGUUUUUCGCCUUGCCCUGUUCCAGCCCGAGAUUGAUGACUCGUGGACAAACCUCACAAUCCGUUGGACCGGUCCCCCAUCGUCGGCAUCUUCAAUCGUUGUGCCACUGACGCCUUCGCCGAUGUCGCUACUUGGUGCUCAGACAUAUCAGGUCAGUGUCUUCGGCACUACUGCUCUUGGUGUUGAUGUUGGUGACGAAGUUGCGGCGUUCUUCUCAGGUCACCUUCAGGCAGACGUACGACUGCUAUUCAUUGGAGGGACUGGUAGGCGCGAGAUUCCUGGAGCGGCCUAUGUUGGAAAAGGGACAGAUGCCCUGACUCUGGCGCUGGAAGAAGGUCUCCGACCUCAACGGAUACGUUUCGCCGAUGCAGCUCCUUUGCUGGUCACCUCCACCGCAUCGGAGCACAAUGCCCGGAUGCGUUUGCCUCCAGCACAUCGCAACGAAGACAUCAUCCAAAGGUUACGACCAAACAUUCACAUCGAUGUUCAGGAUUUGUUGCCAGCUUACGAUGAAGACCGAUGGGCCACUCUGAUGGUAUCUGCUGAUGGCGGCGCGCAUCCGGUCACCAUCAAAUGCAUCUUCAACUGCGUGCGAUGCCUGAGCCUUAAUGCAGAUCCCGACACAGGCAACAUGAUCCCGCGGCAACGACAGCUCUACGGAUUGCUGGCAAGCGAUCGGCGGGUGAAUCCACGUUUCCCUCAUAAGCCGGUUUUCGGCCAGUAUGCCUUCGCUGGGCCCGCAGGAGCUAUUCUGCGCAUAGGCGAUAAGGUACAGGUCACAGAGCGAAGCUCACCGGUCAAGUGA